Molecule: messenger RNA, 1897 nt
Organism: Alligator sinensis (Chinese alligator)
Lineage: Eukaryota; Metazoa; Chordata; Crocodylia; Alligatoridae
Gene: ALG5
Product: ALG5, dolichyl-phosphate beta-glucosyltransferase
Exons: 11
Coding region: 16-1011 (331 amino acids)
Cellular component (GO): endoplasmic reticulum membrane
Source: RefSeq, a predicted model, not a curated record
UCCUCCUCCCAGCGUAUGGACUGCGCUGUUCCUCCACUCGGAGUGUGUAUCAUUGCCCAUGUAACUGCCACAAAAAUGCCAAGCUUUCAACGACAUGAAGAGGAGAAGUUCUUUGUGAAUGCUGAAGGCAAGAAGGAAUCUGUACCAAGCAUACAUGACCCACCUACAAAGGAGCUCUCUGUUGUUGUGCCUUCAUACAAUGAGGAAGACCGGUCACAAGAUGACAGCAGUGGAGUCAUUAGCUCCUAUCCCACUCAUUUUAGGAAAACCUCCCCAGUACCUCUUAUGAUGGAUGAAGCAUUAGACUAUCUGGAAAAAAGACAGGAACAGGAUCCUUCAUUCACUUAUGAAGUAAUAGUGGUUGAUGAUGGUAGCAAAGAUCAAACCACAAAGGUCGCACUGAGGUACUGCAAGAAAUAUGGGAGUGAUAAAGUGCGAGUUCUUACAUUAGUAAAAAAUUGUGGGAAAGGUGGAGCUGUCAGGAUGGGCGUCUUCAGUUCUCGAGGGAAAAAAAUUCUUAUGGCUGAUGCAGAUGGAGCGACAAAAUUUGCAGAUAUUGAGAAAGUAGAAGAGGGCCUUAGUAAUCUCCAGCCAUGGCCAGACCAAAUGGCUAUAUCUUGUGGCUCUCGUGCUCAUUUGGAAAAGGACUCAAUAGCACAGCGCUCUUAUUUCCGAACGCUUCUAAUGUAUGGGUUCCACUUCCUCGUAUGGUUCCUCUGUGUCAAAGACAUCCGGGACACACAGUGUGGAUUUAAACUGCUAACCAGAGAAGCUGCCUCACAGACCUUCUCAGUUCUUCAUAUAGACCGCUGGGCAUUUGAUGUGGAACUUCUUUACAUUGCUCAGCGCUUGAAAAUACCUAUAGCAGAAGUUGCUGUCAACUGGACUGAAAUUGAAGGUUCUAAGCUGGUUCCCUUUUGGAGCUGGCUGCAGAUGGGCAGGGAUCUUCUUUUUAUACGACUACGAUAUUUGACUGGUGCCUGGCAGCUUGAAACAAGGAAAUAUAAUUAAGUUAUAUACAUUCUCCAAAUGCAUUAUAAUGCGUAAUGGAACGUGAAAGUGGUUUCAAUGAAGUGAAAUGUUGAGGAAAGCUGAGGUAACUCUUCAUUGCUCUUAUGUACUGCAUUUUUAUAAUAUUUUAUAACAUUGCCAACACUAGCAAGUUUCUGAGCUGUUCUGAAAGAAAGGACGUCUUCAAAAAGAAGAGUUUUUGCAUCUUGGCAUCAGUUGCCUUUUAUUAGCAGCUUUAAAUUUCUUAUGUUAACUCACCCAAAUAAAGAGACAAUCAUCUCAUUGUACAUGUAGAAUUCCUAUUACUGCAAUGGAAUUGCACACACAUUGAAAGGACCAUAUCCUAUGAAGUGCAAUGUACUAUCAUGUCUGUUUUGGAUGACCAAAGCCAAAUAUUUCUGUUGUAGCUGAAAAUACAUAGAUGAGUGCCAACUGGGAACAGAUAAGAAUGAUAUUAUAUGUAUUUAGUUUAAUCAUGGUUGCUACUAUAAAAGUAAUGUGCUUAAAGCAGUUUCAAAAACUAUUGGCAACCUUCUGACAUUCCAGUUGUUCUUGUCUGCAAUAUAAAUAGUUUGUCCGAGCUCUUAGUUCAUAUUGUCUCCACUGACUGUAGAAGUCCCAAAAGAAAGCAUGAUUCAUUUUAAAAUGUUGUCUCAUUCAUUUGAUUUGUCCUUUCAGACAGAUACUGUGAGUACUGAAACUUUCACCUGUGGUAGCAAGGAUAGGGAAAAGUAGUUUUGGGUGUAAAAGAAUGAUAUCUAGGGUUAGAGAGGACUGUACAUUGUGUGGUCACCUUUUUGUUAUGAAUUUCCAACUAGGUUUAUAAAGACCUUUUAGAGGUAGGUUUUCUACUGAUAAAAUGCCUUAACCUCUCUUGGAACAUAAC